This is a messenger RNA of Penicillium paradoxum, 1224 nucleotides long. RefSeq names its product coenzyme A transporter. NCBI's taxonomy places the organism in Eukaryota, Fungi, Ascomycota, Eurotiomycetes, Eurotiales, Aspergillaceae. The record is from RefSeq and is a predicted model, not a curated record. The transcript is spliced from 2 exons. Gene Ontology annotation, biological process: transmembrane transport. Bases 1 to 1224 code for a protein of 407 amino acids.
AUGUCGACUAGUCAUUCGGACUAUGCAUAUGACCCCCACAAAACCCCAGAGUCUACUCCGCAAUCCGCUCCGAUGAGCGAGACCGCACCGCCGGGAUCGUCGCUUAUUGGCGGCGCGACAAAACAAAUUGCCGCAAAUCAUACAUCCACCAUGAACAAACCAAAGAAUACCGAUAAAAAGGUGGAAAAGCGUUCCUUGGACUAUGUGGUUAAGAGUGGAAUCGCGGGAGGACUGGCGGGGUGUGCGGCUAAGACCGUCGUAGCGCCGCUUGACCGUGUGAAGAUCCUCUUCCAAGCAUCGAACCCUCAAUUCACCAAAUAUACGGGUAGCUGGACUGGCCUGGCCGCAGCGAUUCGAGAUAUUAAGCGCACCGAAGGCGCCAGAGGCCUGUACAAGGGCCAUUCAGUGACUUUACUCCGCAUCUUUCCAUACGCCGCAAUCAAGUUCCUUGCAUAUGAGCAAAUCCGUGCCGGUAUCAUUCCUUCCCGCGAACAAGAGACACCAUUCCGCCGCCUGAUUUCCGGAAGUUUAGCCGGCGCCACCUCUGUCUGCUUUACAUACCCAUUGGAAUUGAUGCGAGUGCGAAUGGCCUUUGAGACAAGACAAUCGCAUCGCUCAGGGUUGUUGGAUAUCUGGCGCCAGAUCUACUAUGAACGCCCUCGACCCGCGCCAACCCAUUCAGCUGCGGCCGCCGAGUCUUCUUCCGUCGCUGCCGCUGAGAGUGCUUCCUCAGCUGUAUCAAAAGUCGUCCCGCGCACUGGAAUCUCCAACUUCUACCGUGGCUUUGCCCCCACUAUCCUUGGAAUGCUUCCAUACGCCGGAAUGUCCUUCCUCACUCACGACACAGUGGGUGACAUCUUCCGUCUCCCCGCUUUCGCACCUUAUACCCUCAGACAGCUAUCAGAGUCAGAUGUCUCCCCACAAAGCGCCUCUCGCCCACCACUGAACACCACGUUCGAGCUUUUGACGGGUGCUGUGGCCGGUCUGGUAUCGCAGACCUGCUCAUACCCGGUCGAAGUACUCCGUCGUCGCAUGCAGGUCGGUGGUGCAAUCGGCGAUGGCCACCGACUUGGAAUGGCUGAAACGGCUCGUACAAUCUGGCUUGAGAGAGGCUUCAGAGGGUUCUGGGUCGGACUCACUAUUGGAUACGCCAAAGUUGUACCCAUGGUUGCAGUAAGCUUCUAUGUUUAUGAGCGAGCCAAAGGGUGGAUUGGAAUCAACUAA